AUGUUCUCCUCUUCGUCCAGGAACUCUCUGUUCUCGCCCUGGUCGUCCAUGGAGCAGUCGGACUCUGAAGCGCUGGACUUCAGCACCAAGGUGCAGCUGCACGGCGUGCUGUGGAAGAGGCCCUUCGGACGGCCGUCGGCCAAGUGGUCCCGCAGAUUCUUCAUCAUCAAAGACAGCUUCUUGCUCUACUAUGCAGAGAGCGAGAAGAGAAACUUUGAGACCAACAGGUACUUCAACAUCCACCCAAAGGGAGUCAUUCCUCUGGGAGGAUGUGUGGUGUCUGCUAAUGAAAACAUGGCCAUGCCCUUUGCCAUCGUGGUCAACCUGGAAGAUUUCACUGGCGCCAUAGUGCUGGCUGCUGAGUCCGAGGAGGAGCAGGUCCAGUGGCUGGAGAUGCUCCAGGAGUCAGGGAAAGUCACGUGGAAGAACGCCCAGCUGGGCGAGGCCAUGAUCGAGAGUCUGGAGGCUCAGGGGCUGCAGCUGGCCAAGGAGAAGCAGGAGUAUCUGGAUAAACUGAUGGAGGAGACGGAGGAGCUUAGUCAUCAAAGAGCACAGAGAGAGGAGCUGGAGCGUCUGAACCAGGUCCUGGAGGAGGAGAAAAUGAAGUUUGAGGAGGUGGUGCUGGAGCUGAAGGCGGAGCAGGAGCAUAUCAAACUAGACCUGGACGGCACAGCUCAGUCCCUGAAAGGUGUUGAGAGUGAAAAAGAAGAGCUGAGCAGUUUAACCAUCAUGCUGCAGAAAUCCAUCGAGGAGCUCUCUCAGGAGAAACAGCGAACCCUGGAGCUGCUGGGGGUGAAGGAGGGACAGCAGGAGGAGGAGGCGUCUGAGGACGGCGAGGAUCCCGGAGACGUGGACCUGCUGCAGGACCUGCGACACAUCGAGGAGCAAAUGAAGGUCCUGCUGGAGGAGAAGGAGCAGGCUGACGACAAGCUCAGGGAGAACGAGCAGCGGGCUACAGUCCUGCAGCAGGAGAGGGAGUACUACUCGUGUCAGGCUCGGACGCUGCAGCAGUCGCUCUCUCAGCUCACGACGGACAAGCAGCAGACCGAGGCCGAGCUCAAGGCGGAGAUAGAGUCUCGGAUGGAGCUGGAGAAGAGACUGAAGCAGGCCGAGGAGGCUCUGCAGGACCUGGAGAAAGGCCUGAACUCGCUGGAACGGACCAAAGAGAGCGACGAGAAGAUGAGGGGGGAUGUGACUCAUCUGAGGAAGUUCUUCGAGGAGUGUAUCUGUGCAGCGGAGAUCGAGGCGAAGCUUCCAGCGAUAAUGAAGAACGCCGUGUAUCUGCACAAAGCUGCUGCACGCAGAAUCAAGAGCUGCCGAAUCCAGAGGAGAGCCUCCAGACGCCACUGGUCUGAUUUGAAACACUCAAAGUCUUUUGCUGUAACCAACACUGACGACAGCAGCAUGGAGGAGCUGCGGGAGGCGGCCCGACGACUGACCUCUGACAGCAGCUUCAGACAGAGCGUGUACAAGAUCAUCACCCGCAAAGACGCCACAAAUGCAACUGAGGACUGAGAGGGGGCGAGGGACCUUAGCUUUACCUCAGUCCACACAGUGAGUGACGUAGAGAUCCUGAUCCCAAACCCACCAUUAAAACACUGUAGAUGAUUGUACGCAGAAAUCUGUUUGAUGGCAUCUCUGCAACCUUGAGAGCGAUCAAAACGAAGUUUGACAGACGAAAACCCAUUCUAAACCUAUUCAGUGUAACAGCACUGGUUCUCAGCCCCUCACGGACUUGCUUGUAGCCCCUUUAGAGCAAACAGAUCCAGGAACUACAAGAACUGAACUCAGGAACUGAAAGUCCCUUUUGAGCUUUCCUGUUUGUGUUUCCAUCACGUCUGAAGAAAGAGAAGAGCGUAAUUUUCACGCUUUGUGACUCCAGCAAAUCAGAUUUUAGUUUUCUCGUUAACUCAACCGUUUUUCACCCGGUUUUCAAAAAUCUAAAGAAACUUACACCUCUUGUGUUAAUACUGAUGUUAGAAUCCAGGAUUUCCAUAUUUUGUGAAAGAAGUUGAGCACAGUCAGAAAGUGCUGUCAUCAUGAGCCACGUUCCCACCAAACACUGUCCGUAUAGCAUCCUUGAAACCUGAUACCAACAUGCACUUCCUCGACCUGUUUGUUUCCACCGCAGACUGCACUCUUAAAUGUCGGCAGGGUUGUUACCGGGCUUCAGGGCUGACACCCUUCACUUUUCCAGCAACAACAGACGAGAUUUGUCUUGGUCUUGAGAAGCUGCAGCAUUUCUUUAACAUUUACUGUCAGACAGACAACUUCCUGCCAACCUUUUCCUGCGCUGCGCUCACAUUCGACGACACUUUCUGCUGCUCGCCGUGUCUCACUCGCUCGGCCACAAACACAUUAAGCACAAGACAAAAGAGUGCUGGAGAGUCGGGAAAAUCCUACAACAGAGCUCAGACGAUGAGACCAAUCAGCAGUGUUUCUAGCUCCACCUUUAAGUACCGGCUCAGCGUGCAUGGUGCCUCAGCAGAGGAGUAAUGCAAAACAGGAUGGGCUGGAGUACUUCUAUUAGUACCGUUCACAACUUUUUAGAAACGCGAAAAUAACCGUUCCAAUGUUUAACAUGGACUGGACUGCUUGGUGGAAAUGUGGCCUAUAGAGGAACUACAUUUAGUUAGUGUAGGUGAGGUUUCUGAUUUCCCGCAGUGGAAAAUGCCCUCUUAGUUCCUGGAACUGUUCGGCCGAACCAAAUCUGGACAUUUCCUCUUACACGGUUAUACCAAUGAGUGAUUAUGAUGUACACUGAUCAUGAGUUUCCACCUGAUAAGAUGCUGUAAUGUUACUUGACAUUAACACACACUCAACAUGUCACAGAUCAUGUUUGAUCAUCAGUCAGUCGGCAGUGUGUGACUGUAGCCUUGUACCUAUAGAGUUUUCACCAUUCUCUAAAAACAUACCACCAUGAUAGAUUUACAGAACACAGAAAAUAUGUAGCCGAUAGCACAGACAAUGCAAAUCCGUCUUGUAAAAUGUUUGUUUUUAUUAUUCUGGUUUUGAUUGUAUGCACAGAUUGUGUCCUUCACGUUUAACAGAGGUUUUUAUGAAAACAAUGAACUCACGGACGUGUCUGAUAGCCACCAUUCAAUUAUUGCUACAUCUGAAAAUCUGUCCUCGACGAAGCAACUCAAUGUUAUUCACCCGCAAGCAUUUUAUGAUAAUGUACAAAUGAUAAGUUAACACCAGAAAUGAUACAGACAAGAAGCCCACAUGUCAGGGUAAGGUAAGAGGGAACACAUUAUGGACUGAACAACAUGCCUUGAUGCUAAUAAAGCUGUGUUUGAACCUU
Molecule: messenger RNA, 3304 nt
Organism: Chelmon rostratus (copperband butterflyfish)
Lineage: Eukaryota; Metazoa; Chordata; Actinopteri; Chaetodontiformes; Chaetodontidae
Gene: plekhd1
Product: pleckstrin homology domain containing, family D (with coiled-coil domains) member 1
Exons: 15
Coding region: 1-1515 (504 amino acids)
Source: RefSeq, a predicted model, not a curated record